Labeo rohita (rohu) is the source of this 815-nucleotide messenger RNA. Its product is annotated as dolichyl-diphosphooligosaccharide--protein glycosyltransferase subunit DAD1. The coding region runs from base 91 to 432 and encodes 113 amino acids. The transcript has 3 exons. The record is from RefSeq and is a predicted model, not a curated record. NCBI's taxonomy places the organism in Eukaryota, Metazoa, Chordata, Actinopteri, Cypriniformes, Cyprinidae. Gene Ontology annotation, biological process: protein N-linked glycosylation. Gene Ontology annotation, cellular component: membrane; oligosaccharyltransferase complex.
UGUGCCUCACGGGAUUCCGUUAUAUACGUAAACGUUAUUUACGCACACGUCAGCGUUCGGUGUUGUUUGGCUUUUAAAUCGAUAUUGAAAAUGUCUAAUUCAGUGAUUUCUGUCAUUUCCAGGUUUUUGGAGGAAUAUGCGUCCAGCACGCCGAACAAACUGAAAGUGAUAGACGCAUAUCUCUUCUACAUUAUGAUGACGGGAGCGCUGCAGUUUCUCUAUUGUUUAUUAGUCGGCACGUUUCCGUUCAACAGCUUUCUGUCUGGUUUUAUAUCGUGCGUUGGAUCGUUUAUUCUUGCAGUGUGUCUGAGAAUCCAGAUUAAUCCUCAGAAUAAAGGCGAGUUCUUGUCCAUCUCACCAGAAAGAGCCUUUGCUGACUUCCUCUUCGCCCACACUGUGCUUCAUUUGGUUGUUAUUAAUUUCAUCGGUUAAAGCGUACACAUGUGCUGAUAAAAAGAUCGACUGUUGAGAAAUGACCAAACCUGGAAAGCACAUGCAGGAAGCAGAGAAUAAAUAUCAUGUGUGUGAUAGUUAUUUUCUUCCAAUACUGACAGCACUUGCACAACUAAUCAAGUUUUCCAGUGCUGUAACAAAUCCUAAAACACUACUAAAUAAUAUGUGAUGGGCUACAUUUUGGGCCCAUUUAUAUAAUCUGAGAUGAUUGAAGAGAAUUCAGUCUAGGCUAAUUUGCUCAAAUGGAGUGUUGAUUUAUAUUUUUUCUUUCAAUUUCAAACAUGUUUGUACAUGCCUCAUUAUCAGUAUUAUACAGAUAUAUAUUUUUGAUUUGAUUCUGAAAUAAAUCAUAAUAAACCGUG